Messenger RNA from Botrytis fragariae, 393 nucleotides. RefSeq lists its product as uncharacterized. Bases 1 to 393 code for a protein of 130 amino acids. NCBI's taxonomy places the organism in Eukaryota, Fungi, Ascomycota, Leotiomycetes, Helotiales, Sclerotiniaceae. The record is from RefSeq and is a predicted model, not a curated record. The transcript is spliced from 3 exons.
AUGAAUGCUCCAGGUUUUCUGAGGUCCAGGUGUGCUCGAAAUGUCAAGAAUCCGGAAGAAGUACUUUUUGCUAUCGAAUGGGAGGAUGACGCCUCGUUCAAAGCGUUUGUGGAAUCCCCAGCCGAUCCGCUAUAUAUUCGAGGACUUGGAAUUCAUGACUCACAUAUCCCCAAUGCUAUGGUUUCCCUCUUCCCCAACUUUGAUUUGGUGGAAAAGGGAGUUGUGUUACAGGCUUGGCCUAAUCAGGAGCCCCUAGUAUUGUAUGAAGCUGCGGAUCAAGAUGAUGAUGCACGAGAGAACGGGAAAAGACAGGUUAGGAGAAUAAAUCCUGUCAGUAUGGAGGAGAUAACAUGGCACGUAGCGAAAGUCGAAGAAAAGGAUGAGGAGGAUUGA